This is a messenger RNA of Xylaria bambusicola, 1786 nucleotides long. RefSeq lists its product as uncharacterized. The transcript is spliced from 2 exons. Lineage: Eukaryota; Fungi; Ascomycota; Sordariomycetes; Xylariales; Xylariaceae. The record is from RefSeq and is a predicted model, not a curated record. The coding region runs from base 126 to 1169 and encodes 347 amino acids.
AGGAGCCGUUCCGAAAUCCUUCAAACACACUUUUACUUCGUCGCAGAUAGUUCUGGCUUCUUCAUUUUCUCUUUCGCUUCAUAUCUCAUACCGGUAGCCACUUAUACAGGCUUGAUUAACCAAAUAUGUCGUCCAAUAGGAAAACUUCACAAGAUCGCAGUAAUAGUUUAAUAGCAUCCGUUACGCAAAACCUACCCCUUACCACCGUGUUCAUUCCACCGACAGAAUGCAUAACGCCAUUUAUCACCAUUCCGGAUGCCGGGUGCGAUGACAUUACAUGUUUUGCUUUAUUUAUGCCCUCAUUAGAAAUAGACAGCUCCACAGGAGGCGCGCACUUACAAUGCUUGCCAAGCUUUGCAACAGACAGCGAUUUCAAUGAGAGCCCAAUCUUUACGUACUCUCCCGGACUGCUCUGCCCAUCAGGUAUGACCACGGCCUCAAGCCAAUCCGAUACUGCAGUUUGCUGUCCAAGCGGCUUGACAUGCACAGACAUAGGCACCAAUGACAAAAGCUACAAAUGCACGGCUACAUUGACAACGGGGAUCUUUGGCCAGGGCGGAUGGGGAGAAAACCCUGAUAUAGGAUACAUUUCCUCAACGACCGUUCUUUCACGCAAUUUUCAUCAGAUCAUCUUCGCACAGGCUACCCCAGUCAUUCUUGUGCGCCAAAACACAGACAACAAUGAUACCAGCAGCAUCAGCAGCGACCCAGCUAGCAGCCGUGAUUUGAUUAAUUCCUCCGCUGUGACUACGGGGUCGACUACAGCACAGCCGCGACCUACCAACACAUCCAUCCAUCAGUCAGGCUCAAAUACUGCAGCCAUCGUUGGCGGAGUUGUCGGUGCUGUUGCAAUCAUCUUGCUUAUUGCUUUAGCAUACUUCUUUCUAGCUCGAUAUCGCCGAAGGAAACACCAGAUACAUACUAUGCCAUCGAAUGACGCUAAUCUAGCGCAAGAAUAUCCAAGCGACGGAGCUGGGGGGUUCUGGGGUCUGAAGCCGGAGCUAGAUCCUACAGCGACGCGAUCAGAGCUGGAGGGCACGACUGUCGAUCACCAAGGCCCAGGGAUAUAUGUUGUGAAACCAGAACUCGAGGGCACAAUCGGGAGAAAUCGACUAUUAGGUGUGUUUGUGAAAGGAAAGGCCGAAUUGGAGGGCAACGGGACCAAAUAAACAUUUGGAUUAUUAUUCCGUUCUAAUACGCUUCGAAGGGUGUCGCUUAUCCUCCUUCUCCUCCUCGACGAUCACUUCAAUCCGUGGCUGCUUGUGGCUUUCCUCGUGUGACCCAUUUGCUCUUGUCUCUUCUAAAUAGGCUUCUCGAGUAUUGCUAAAGUGAGCCUUUCUAGGAUACUCCUUUUCGAUAUUUGUGGAAAUCGGUGUUUCUUCAUGUGAUGUCUGAAUGGGAAGAUGCGCAAACAGUGGCGUCGGCGUCGGAAAUGGGCUUGUUUCUGGUGACUUGUUUCUGGGUGCCGUCUUAGGUGCUAUCUGGCCAGUCUCUCCACCACCCUCGCUGUCGAUAGUAGCAUAAUUCUCCUCGGCACUGUCACUAAUUUCGUCACUGAUACCAUCUUCACUGGAACACACUUCAUGGAAGGCUUUCUCCCAGGCUUUCAUCUUGGCAGAAUAUUUCUCCCUUAUUUCGGGAGGAGUGUGUCUUGCAGGCCAUUCAUCAGCAGCUGAGCCGUAUUUACUCCGUCGAAGAUAUCCUUGGAUUUUAAGCUUUGAUAGAGAUCUAGUAAUUUCUGCAAUAAAUCUUUGAUGAUAAGCUACUUCGAGAACUGGGGUGUUCG